Molecule: messenger RNA, 5047 nt
Organism: Zalophus californianus (California sea lion)
Lineage: Eukaryota; Metazoa; Chordata; Mammalia; Carnivora; Otariidae
Gene: LRAT
Product: lecithin retinol acyltransferase
Exons: 3
Coding region: 546-1238 (230 amino acids)
Biological process (GO): retinol metabolic process
Molecular function (GO): phosphatidylcholine-retinol O-acyltransferase activity
Source: RefSeq, a predicted model, not a curated record
GAGGUCUCUGGGUAUCCAACCCUUUAGAGGGAGGUGGUUUGGCUCAGAAAUCUCGCCGGAAGGGACUUUUCCACCGAAAACUUUGCCCAGAAUGCGCCCCAGUCCAGACAGGUGCAGGAACUUUUGCGCGGCCGCGCCUCGGCCACUGCUCUAAACGGCCGCUUAGAGGCCGCAAGAGCUUAGGUCGCGAGUGCCAAGGGGAACCUGCGUCUGGAAGCGGGUCUCAGGGAAGAACACCGGACCCGGGGGACCCGCCAGCCCUCUUCCAAAGAACCCGCGGUCCCGCGCGCCCCUCGCGGCGAGCGGCGCUGGUAACCGGCGCCCAAUCAGCGCUCUCGCCGGGUCUGUGACGGCGUUCGGCCCCGCCCCUUGACUGGGCUAAAAGGCCUCAGAGAAGGCUUCAGCCCAGGGUUCCGCGCGCUGUCCUGCGCCCCGACACGGCUCCCAGGUGAGGAGCAGCGCAGCGCCCCAGUGCGGCGACCUCACCUAGUCCGGCCCGGGCCCGAGCAGCGGCGGUCCCCCCGACGCUCCCUUUCCCCUGCAGGAUGAAGAACCCAAUGCUGGAGGCGCUGUCCCAAUUGCUGGAGAAGCUGCUCCUCAUCUCCAACUUCAAGCUCUUCAGUUCGGGCACCCCGGACGAAGACAAGGCGAGGAAUAGUUACUAUGAGAUCAGCUCCUUCCUUCGCGGCGACGUGCUGGAAGUGCCCCGGACCCACCUGACCCACUACGGCAUCUACCUGGGCGACAACCGUGUUGCCCACAUGAUGCCCGACAUCCUGUUGGCCCUGACCAAAGACAAGGGGCGCACGCAGAAGGUGGUCUCCAAUAAGCGUCUCAUCCUGGGCGUCAUUGGCAGGAUAGCCAGCAUCCGCGUGGACACAGUGGAGGACUUCGCCUAUGGAGCCGACAUCCUGGUCAAUCACCUGGACAAGUCCCUCAAGAAGAAGGCGUUGCUCAACGAAGAGGUGGCGCAGCGGGCGGAGAAGCUGCUGGGCCUAACUCCCUACAGCCUACUGUGGAACAACUGUGAGCACUUUGUGACCUACUGCAGAUUCGGCACCUCGAUCAGCCCCCAGGCCGACAAGUUCUGUGAGAAUGUGAAGAUAAUUAUUCGUGAUGAGAGAAGUGUUCUCGCUUCAGCGGUCUUGGGAUUGGCAUCUAUAGUCUAUCUGGGCUUGGCAUCCUAUACUACCCUUCCUGCAAUUUUUAUCCCAUUCUUCUUAUGGAUGGCUGGCUAACUUCAUAUCCCCAUGUCAGUGUUAUAUUCUGUGUGUAAAUAUGUUUAUAUAGAGAGAGCACAAGUCAGUAUAAGCAUCGUCGAGAAAAAUGUGACCUGUAACACUGUAUUCUGGAUAAAAAUGUGACUAAGAAUCACCCAAAGUGCUUACUGUGUAAGCCCAAGAACAAAGGCUUUCUGAAUCUUCUCAGUUCGAUUUUAAAGCCCUGUGCAGAUCUUGGAAACAUGACAACUUGUGAUAGAAUUCAUCAUUACAGGGGCUCCUGGGUGGCUCAGUCGUUGGGCAUCUGCCUUUGGCUCAGGUCAUGAUCCCAGGUUUGGGGGAUUGAGCCCCGCGUCGGGCUCCCUGCUGUACUGGAAGUCUGCCUCUCCCUCUCCCCCUGCUUGUGUUUCCUCUCUCACUGUGUCUCUAUCUGUCAAAUAAAUAAAUAAAAUCUUAAAAAAAAAAAAGAAUUCAUCAUUACAAGAGAACCGACCCCUAAGAUGAUGGCCACAGGAGAUUAUUUAUUUAUUUUUUUUCUCCUAUAAUCAUUGUUCUUCUCAGGCCUGAGUUGGAAGAUUAGAAGACUUAUUGAAUAAGACCACUAACUUCAUUGUAAAUUUAUUGUUUCAUUGAAAAACUUAUAUUAAACUAAAAGAAUUUCCCUCGUUCAGAUGAGAACAUGUUUGAUGAUUGGCAAAAAAAAAAUUCCCAAUCUGUUUUUUUUCCAUGCAUUAUAUAUAAUUCCCAAUAAGUCAAAAAUACUUUCAUUACUUGAAACCAUGUUGGCGAAGUUAGAGUUUAAUGAUAAAGUAACUGACUAGAACUAUAGAAAUCUGUGUUUUCCUGCAGAAAUAAGCUACUAUAGCAUCAGUUGAACAAUCUGAUUUGGCUUUACUUACUCGGAAGCCUGGCAUUCAUUUUUGUUUUUUUUUUCCUUUUAUGUGUCACUCUGGUGACAUUAAACCACUCUGAGAGGUAAAUGGAUAUAGGAUUGAAGUAAUUUGUAUACUUGGAGUGUGUAUGUGCCAAUUAAAUAGGCAAAUGUCUGCAUAUACACAGACUGAUGAGAAACAAAUGUUGUUCUUGAUUGCUUUAUAAUACCAGUGUGGUUACUAGAGAGCAUUUGUAGAAGUGAAUGGAAAAACAAGUUUAAUCUGUUUUCUUAUGACCUUGCAUCCAUGGUAUAACUUUCAUUUAUGUCAUUGGAUGGUUUACCUUUUAAAGCACUUACUAAUGUACUGUAUAAUUUUUAAAAGUCCUCAGAUUUGUCUUCUAACAGAUUUCUUAAUUUCAUUGCAAAGUAUAGUUUCCAUCCUUAAAAGAAGGAUGCCACAAGGAAAUAACUGUUUGAAGUAGUUCCUGAGUGUCUUAGUGCCACCAGGUGUGUAAAUUGAUUACACUGAGGCUGUUUUAAUGUCAGGGUUGAGAUGUAGCACUGUUAAAGCAAGCUUCAAAUACUUUCAUAGAAUUACCAAAUUAUAAAAACUAGGCCACAAGCUAGACUUGCAUUUCAAGUAUUCAGAUUGCCUUAUAAACUAUCAGGAAUCACAAGAUGAUAAGUCACAUAAUGAGUGAUAUGGGGAGACUAGAGUUGGUUACUCAGUGAUCUAACCCAACAAAUUUAAGAGCAGAUUUUAGUGUAGCUGAUGUUUUACUGCCACUAAUUUACAACAAAUUCAGUUGGAGUUUAAUAAUAAUCGAACUUUGUGUUUAGUCAUUUAAAAUGUUUUUAAAUAGUCAAAACACAAAAUGGCAACACCACAGAAUAAAGGCUCUCUGGGCCUAUUCCAAACACUUAAAAUUAUCUUAAGUGUGUAUACAUGAAAGCAAUUUUAUUGUAUUAGUGUUUUUUUUACUUACUGUAUAUUACCUUUGUAGCAUCUGUUUAAAUAAAUUGAUUUUUUUAAAUAUACGAUGUCCUCCUAAAUAAAUACCUUUUUUGCAGACUUCAGUAUUUCAGGUAGCAAAAGCCACUGCCUGAUGUUAAAUCUGUGUUCACAGAUAAUAAUCCCUUAUUAAAUGCUAAGGGAAGUAUUAAGGUUAGAAUUAACAUAAUUAGUCUUACUUCAUAUCCUUAAAGUAAGAUCCAAUUCCUCAUUCAUCUGAGUGUUCAUUAUAUGCCAGGCAUUGACCUGUUGUAAUUUCAUGGUCUAGAAUUAAUAUUAUUAUUUUUAAACUACCUAUAUUAGAGUGUAUACAGUGCUACGGGAAUACAGAGGAAGAAGCAAUUAAGCAAUUCCCGAAGGUCAGAGAAAUCUGAAGUAGGCAAUCUGGCAUUAGGUUGAGAAGUAGUAGGAGGUAAUUUCAUCACACCCAUGUGUUCUACUAUUUAUAGGAAGAGGAAACUGGAAGGUUUUAUUUAUCCAAUAUUCCACAACUCUAGAGUUUGUUGAACUUAGGACAAAGGAAAGUUUUGUUUUGUUGUGCUCAGUUUGAUUAGUUGCUAAACAAGGUAGAAGCAGCACAGAUCUCUGAUCGCGGUCAUGGAAGAAACUGAGCCAUUCCUGUGUCUCUGAUGAAUGCCUCUGGGCUUCAUUAGUUAAGAUUCAUCCUUAGGAUUCUGCAAGUCCCUUACUGUUCUAAAUUUACCUUCUAACUUGUGAAAUGAGUACUGCCUAAGGCAGCUUUUUGUUGCUUAUUUUGUUGUCAUAUGUAGAUGAAGGCCAAAGAACUAGCCGGGGCUAAGGUGAAAUUAUGUGUCAAGUACCAUGCAGAUAAUAGGAAUGAAAAGAAGAAGGAGACAUGGACCUCAAAGUUUAUGGCCUCACUGACAUAGAAGCAUUAAGACUAUGCAAUAGAGCUGGUGUAAAGCACAGAAAAUGACCUGGUUAGUUUUAACCGAUAAGGCCAAAAUUAUAGGGACUGGGUACUGAGACUUGGAAACAUGGGAUGUUUUCCAGGGAUACAGAUUUUGAGUAGGACAUUCUACACAUUGGGAACAGUAUGAGCGAAUGCAGGAAAACUACCCACACCAUGCCUUGCACACAAGUGGGAGGCACUCGACUGUUCGUUGACUGAAGCAUGGAACUGCAUGGGGCAUUCAGGCAGAGGCAAGUGGUUCAGACGCUAGAGUGGAGCAAGGUUGAUAAGGAGAGGUGUUGGAAAAAGAGAACAGUGAUCAGGUGAGUACAAGUUUUGUGCAGACCAAGAAGUUUAGACUUUAUGAACAGGCAGUGGAGGUUUGAGUUCAGCAAGGUAACUCCCAAAAGUAUAGAGGAAUGAUAGGGCAUGGGGCAAGACAGGACAAAGGGCUCUCUUAGGAGACUAGUUAUGGUCCUUAAUCUCUCAAAUCAGGGCCUGUAAUUGUGAGGGUGGGGAGCAAACAUGUCAAGGAAAUGUCAGCAGACUAGCCAAAUCCUUCUAUUUGACUCAUGAGUAACUGUUGGUAGGGUGUCAGGGAGGAGUCAUGCAUCCCUUCCUGCCAAAAAAUUAGUUCCUGAAAUAUAACUUCGUGUGGUGACUGUAUGUAUAUUGGAUAUUCCAGAUCUUUGUUUUGCUAGUUCUGUGUCUUUGCAAGGACAAGCAAAGAAUUACAGAUUUGUUGUUUAAAAAUUUUUUUUCGGAAUAGAGAUGUAUUUCUUAUUUUUCCAUUUCUGUUUUAUACUAUUACUGUCAAAUAUGUAAAAAAAAAAAAUGUUUCCCAGUGAUAUCACAGUUACAUCAAUGGCCAAGUCUUGUUGUGAUAGAUGAGAAGCAUAUAAGAAAUGAUGGUUGCCAAUAUUGUGUUUUAUAUAAUCUGUUUAGAGAUUUUUAUCUAACUGAGAUCUGUUAGCUCAACUAGUUUUAUAUUUGGUAUAUAUGUGCAUGAAAUAAAAUCAAUUUUAUAU